UUUUAAUUUUUUUUUUUUUGACAUAUUCAAUCUAUAUGAGUGGCCAUAAGUGAGCUGUGGCAAGACCUAUUCAAGAGUCAAGACCUCGUGUUCAUGCGUCAUACGUCCUUUCUUCACACUCCACCUAUUUAUAAACCACCAUCACCUGCAACAACCACUGCUAUUCCGACAACAAACACCUCCAUGGCCCACCCACCUGGUUAUCGCUUCUACCCUACUGAAGAAGAGCUCCUUUCCUUCUAUCUUCCCAAUGAACUCGAAGCCCGAAGAGAUGAUCUUCAUCGUGUUAUCCCUGUAGUCAAUGUCUACCAACAUGAACCAUGGCAUCUCCCAAAGGAAGCGGGAGAAUUAUGCAGGGAGGAUACUGAGCAAUGGUUUUUCUUUGUACCGAAGCAAGAAAAGGAAGUGAAAGGAGGUCGACCUUCAAGAAUGACAGCGACUGGUUAUUGGAAAGCCACUGGUUCGCCUACGUAUGUCUACUCAUCUAACAAUAAGGUGAUUGGAUUGAAGAAGACGAUGGUGUUUUACCAUGGGAAGUCGUCUGGAAGCAAGAAAACAAAGUGGAAGAUGAAUGAGUAUCGGGCAAUCAAAGAAGAACUCGAUGCCACCAAAAAGUUUUUGGUUCCAGAGUUACAAAAUCAGCUGAGCUUAUGCAGAGUUUAUGUGAUAUCAGGAAGCGUACGAGCAUUUGAUAGGCGGCCUUUAGGGCUAGGAACAUAUGAGAUUGGUUCUUCAAGUUUGUUAUCAUCUUAGUGAAGACCGGUUACUUUGAACCUAAUUAACAUGUCAUGGCUAGGAGGAACUAGCCUCCUCAUCUAAUUAAUUGAUCGUGUUUUUAUUCACUUGAAUUAGGAAUUUUCUACUUAUUUUACUUUUGAACAAUGUACACAAUUCUGUUAUCCAUCACUCUUCGAUUGACA
This is a messenger RNA of Lactuca saligna, 920 nucleotides long. Lineage: Eukaryota; Viridiplantae; Streptophyta; Magnoliopsida; Asterales; Asteraceae. The record is from the annotation of a GenBank genome assembly.